Messenger RNA from Diprion similis, 1207 nucleotides. RefSeq lists its product as uncharacterized. The transcript has 7 exons. Lineage: Eukaryota; Metazoa; Arthropoda; Insecta; Hymenoptera; Diprionidae. The record is from RefSeq and is a predicted model, not a curated record. Bases 565 to 1098 code for a protein of 177 amino acids.
AGCAGCUACACCCUCCGGAGUUCCAGAGUUCGCUAGGCCGGCAGCAUCAGUCGGUCUUGCGCCCUCUGACGGCGAGGGUGGCCAGCUGUAAGAGACGGAGAGAUAGAGAGAGAGAGAGAGAGAGAGAGAGAGAGAGAGAGAGAGAGAGAGAUAGAAAACGCCCGUAGAAUAAAACCGCAGUGCGUUUAGGGGAACGUGAAAAGCAGACGACGCGAUUCGCGGCUUCGCACGCAUUAAGAAAUGUUCGUCGAACCCACCAGCCACCUGGUUCUCCUCCCACUACUCGGAGAGCCGCGAUUCCGAUCGCACUAAUCGAGCCACCGCCGAAUGCGGAUCGUCCUGCAGCCUCGCAGCCGAUGUACCGAGGAGCGAUGAAAGGAUAGAGCUGAAAUGGACAAGCCGAGUAAAGAGCUUUCCAAAUAGCCGGCGCUAUUUUAAAGCAAGGUAUUCACGCUGAAGAUCCAACGCCAUUCAAGGGGUGGCAACGAAAUCACGAUCACGUGGCGGGAACUGAAGCGGGCGUUGAGCCUGCUCUGCGUGAGGUCGUCGUCGGGCAGCACCGCGAUGCUGGAGGCCCCACCGGGCAGCCACGAGGAUCUGGUCGAGGCUGCUAGAAUACCGUGCACACAGCCAUCGGAUCUCGACGCGAUGUUGUACGGCUACACAAACAGUGUUUACGUGCUGGAUCAUACACAGGAAUCGUUGCCGGACAUGGACAUGCUGCAGCUCUUCGCAUCGCCGGCGGGAAGAGCGUUGAUGGUGAACGAAAGCCAGCCGAAGGGUUCGAUGCUGACUUCCUGUCUGUCGCGAGAAUCGUCGUCGAGGUCGAAGAACAGCUGCAGACGAGCAUCGGGAACGGGAACCGUAAGCGCCCCGGCAUCUCCUCCUCGACACCGGAAGUCCAGCGCCGAACUUUACAAAGAAGCGGCGGAAAUACUCGGACUCACGUGCUCGCUGACUGACAGCUGUCGAUGCAUUGACUGCCAGAGCAACUACUUUGACUGCGAGGAGGAUUACGGUGACACGAGAACGGAAGUCGCCGCUGGCACGCCGAUUCUUCACGCUCUUUCGCAUCCGCUUACCUGUACUAUUCAGUAACCUGUAUAUGUAUAUAUUUAUAUAACAUUACACAGAAAAUUUAUUAUUGCAAUUUACCCACAUUAUGAUAUGUAUACCGUUUAUCCCGAUUACCUUCACGGCAAAAGCU